Triplophysa rosa is the source of this 4458-nucleotide messenger RNA. RefSeq names its product egl-9 family hypoxia-inducible factor 2 (gene egln2). Bases 292 to 1770 code for a protein of 492 amino acids. Lineage: Eukaryota; Metazoa; Chordata; Actinopteri; Cypriniformes; Nemacheilidae. Gene Ontology annotation, molecular function: peptidyl-proline 4-dioxygenase activity; L-ascorbic acid binding; ferrous iron binding. The record is from RefSeq and is a predicted model, not a curated record. Gene Ontology annotation, cellular component: cytoplasm; nucleus. Gene Ontology annotation, biological process: peptidyl-proline hydroxylation to 4-hydroxy-L-proline; cellular response to hypoxia. The transcript is spliced from 6 exons.
CAGUGUUGGAACUGAUACGAUGGGUACUUUUUGUUCCGCAAGAAUUGGAAGGUGUUUUAUAUCAUGGUUCCCAUAAACACAACAUUUUAAAUAGUAUUAUUUUGUGAAAUCAGCGUACACAGGACCUGGUUGAGAGAAUCCCGGAAAUUCAAUAUGAUCGGGGCUGGUCAUUUAUAGUGCCUUUAUCGCGUAAAGGUAAAAUAACUGGAUCUGUGCUUCACUGUCAAAGUUUGUGAGGCUCGUGCUAAUAGCGCCGCCAGGCCGGCAUGUGCUGUGAGGAUUUUUCUGAAAAUGUGGAUUGGACGUGAGCUACGUGCGCCUCCGAGGGUAGACGAGAUGACAUGGAGGGGCUGGAAAACGGAGCUUAUAAAUGCAAACGGGACCGAGAAUAUCCGUUCAGUGCCGAAUUGCUGUCCUGAGUCUCCUGCUGUGAGUAAAAUGGGUGUCAACGGGAACACGCUGGAGGAGCUGCGAGUCGGUCACGCUUCUGGGAUCACGGUCCUCAAGAAGGAGAGCAAAAGCGGUUUGCCCUUGUAUAAUGGUGAAGGAUUGGCUUCUGAAGGAAGUUUUCAUGAUGUCCCAGCACAUCAAACCGGAUCGAACGGACCGGUGGAGACCCCAAAGGUGAGUCUCGUAACUCAACCCAACUCUGCGGGACAUGCGGAUAGGAGUUUAUUGCCUGGGAAGAGACCCUGUGGAGAUGUGAGGUUAAGACCGGUCCAGCAUCAGAGGAGAAAAGAUGAGGAGAACAGAGAUUCGGGGUUAGGUAGCAGCCAUGGAACGGUGGAGGGAUGUAGUGGUACUUCAGACACGUCCCAUGGAGCGGGCACAUCUUCGCUGGAAUACAAAAGGAGGAGACUUGAAAUGGACCCCAAAACUGACACUAGCAAAAGCACACGGACUAUUGCACCCCUUGCGUCCAAUCACCAACACAAUAACUGCACUUCUAAUUGGGUUCAUCAUAAUGGGCACAAAGUUGCAGUGAACCACGCACCCCCAGGGCAGGAGAAGCAGGCUGAGGUGCAGUCCACGCCAGCCGUGCCCUCCAGUGCGGGUUUGUCUCCAGAACAGGUGGCUCAGCAGUACAUAGUGCCCUGUAUGAAGUUUUACGGCAUUUGCGUUAAAGACAGCUUUCUGGGCCCUCGCUUGGGGGAUAAAGUUCUGGAGGAGGUGGAGAUUCUAAAUCGCAGCGGGAAAUUUCGAGGUGGCCAUCUGGUGAGCCAAAAGAGCAUACCCUCUAUGAACAUCCGUGGAGACCAGAUAGCCUGGGUUGAAGGGAACGAACCGGGGUGCGAGAACAUCGGCUGCCUCAUGGCUCACAUCGAUGAGGCCAUAAUGCGCAGUGCUGCCAAUGGACAGCUGGGAAAUCGCGUCAUAAACGGCCGCACCAAGGCCAUGGUGGCGUGUUACCCCGGCAACGGAACAGGAUACGUGAGGCAUGUGGACAAUCCCAACGGCGACGGGCGAUGCAUAACCUGCAUCUACUACCUGAACAAGGACUGGGACGUUAAGGUUCAUGGAGGUUUAUUGCAGCUCUACCCCGAGGGGCGUAAUGUUGUGGCUAACAUCGAGCCUUUUUUUGACCGGCUGCUCAUUUUCUGGUCGGACCGGCGAAACCCACAUGAGGUCAAACCAGCUUUUGCCACACGCUACGCUAUCACCGUUUGGUACUUCGACUCAAAAGAACGAGCAGAAGCUAUAGAAAAAUACAGACUUGCUACAGGACAAAAAGGAGUGAAGGUGCCUGUCACACAGAGCAACAGGACUUGAAUAACAGCCAGCCAAACUCAGAAACUGUACUGUUCUUGUGUUCUCCAACACACGCCGCUGCAUGAUUGGCCGUUGCAAGAAGAUGCAAGAAGCCUGAGAACCAUAGCUGGCCUCAAAACAGCCAACCGGAGACUUGUGAUUUGAUGGAUCCUCUGAGUGUACACAAGAUUGUUUAUGAAUGAAGACCUCUAACUAAUCUCACUCCAGCCUGAGGUGGUCACGGCUCUAAACGGCUGAUGGGAAUUCCAGACUUUCAUCAUCCCGUGGAACGUCAGUUGAAGAAAAGUCGCAGUUUUAAAAUGGACCCUAGUUUUGAAUAAUUACAGUUUUUUUCCACGAUUAGUUCUAAUAAUUAAUCAAAUCUGUAAGCCCGCCCUUCUUUUCCCAACCGUGCAUCCCUGUGUGUGAAUGGGUUUCAUGAACCUUUCAGGUGGCCUUUGCACUUGCUCCGAUCGACAGGAAAUGAGGGUGUGAGACCAGCGGACGUGUCAUAUCCUGUUCAACUCCAUGAAUGUGUUGCUCGCUAAAAGUUCUGACUCUUAGCAAAGCUACAGCACUGAGAGAAAAUAACAUCGUACAGCAAUGCAUUGCCGUUGCUAUGAUUGACUGUUUUAGGCUUGAGCGUUAGGGAACGUUUAAGGGUGAAUUAACUAAAAAAUUCAAUGACGCGCUUGAAUAGUGUUGCAUUUGCUUUGUUUUAACAAUUAUGCAAAUGUGGUAAUGCCACAAGCCUGCCCACAAAAGUGUGGAAGCCAAUACGCACGCUACAGUUGGCUAGCCUUCAGUUCAGUCUUUUAUCCACCAUUCCAAUCCAUCAACGUCAGUUUAACGUCAAUAAGAUGUUGGACUCACUCCAACAUUCACAACGUUGGAGAUAUUACCGAUUGGUUGGAAAUGGAAAUCAAGUUGCAUUUAGCAGACAACUAAAUGACUUCAUGUCAAGUUGUCCAGUAUUCUGCGCCACGUGUUGCUAUUAGACAUUUUCCUGAUGUUGCCUUGACGUUGAAGUGAGGUUGCCUGAUCUCUCAACCUAUAUUUAACCAAAUAUCAACGUCUUAACGUAUAAAGUUGACCUGCUGGGCUAAAUUGCCUCUCCGAAAAUGUCUACACAGCCUGACUGAAUAUUUGCCAAGUUAUGCUUUUCUCCAUCAUUUAACGAACGAUCGCUCUAAUGAUCACUUGUUUUAAACAUGCAUGAAACGGGGAUAUCCCACGUUUGGUUAGUUUGUAAAUAAGACGGAAGGUUAUGUUUAAAAGAACGUACUGAAGUGGCCCAUCCUCAAUUCAUAACAUGGCAAAACAGGGUGUUUGUGACCUUUUCUAAUCUUUGUACGUAUGUGUAGUAGUGAAAGAUGACAUCUUUGCAUCUCUUCAUGGCUUGGCCUUGCCUGUGACAGUGUUUCGGUAUAUUAGAUCCCUCUCUCACACACAGUUUAAAUACUGCUGCGCGCUAGCUCGGCUAGCUAAUGUUUCAUUGUGUAUAGGGAUGCACUUAACUGAAUCACUUUGAAAACAAAGAGCUGACAAUCUCAUUCUCGCCUCAGUGAGGUCCUACACAGCAAAAUAAAACUACGAUGAGGCUCUCUACAAAUGAUGGCGACGUUUGGAAACGAUGGCACCCUCGCUUUACCAGGUGUCCACGUGCACUACAUUCGGCUGUGUUCGGAAUGGAAUACUAGCAUACUGCACAGUGCACGGUAGAUCCUGCAUAGUGGUUUUAUAGGAACACACGCAUGUGACAUGAUGAUAAGCAUUUUAAAUAGACUGACAUUAGUUCCAAUUCAUCACACUGGAAAUGGAAAGUCAAGCGCAAUGCAUUGUGGGAUACAAUAUUUCCCACAGUGUGCUCUUCUGUAUACUCCACAUUUUGGGAAAUGUAGUUGCAUCCAUAAAACGGCAUAUUAUGCACAAUGUACAUACUUUUUACAGCAAAUAUAGUAAAAAUAGUAUGGUAGUAUGCUUUUCCGAACACAGCCACAGUCUGAAAACUGGGAGCCUCAUAAUAGAAGAAAUAUGCAAAGAAACAGCACAGAUCAGGACACAACAUUUUUUUUAAACCAGGGAAGCAACUGGACCUUUUUUUCUCACAGCAUACUAUGUGAGAGUAUUGAGCUGACCUGUGUGAGAGUAUUGAGCUGACCUGUGCUGUGUUUGAGUGCCACUGGCAGCCAGAGGAAGUAAUGCACUUUAUUAUAUUGAAUGCGUGAAAUUUGAAUGAGCGAGUGAAUCUAGCUCAUGCUUAGUGCUGUUUAACAGCAUGAGACUUAAAUCAACUGAGAACAAAAAAGAUGUUUGCUUAACCUUUCUGAGUUUUACAGUAUUUAAUUAAAAUGUGUUGGAUUUUGUAAAGCUGACCUCUGUGUUCUUAUUCUCUUUCACUUAUUUAGACUUAAGUAUUUAUUGUCAUUCUCAGGAAAUUGUGUUAUUUGUGAAAGAAAAUGAUUUACAAAUGGGGGUCAUCUAUUAAACUAUUACCCAAACCUAAUUUUGGUUCUCAAAGCAAAAACAGUGAUUUGAUGUUCUGUUAAUGUUAGACCUAAAUCUGUUACAACCUUACAAACAUUUUGAUAAGUUAACUGAAUAAAAUCUGGUAGUAUCACAGUUUUCUUUCUUGUUAUAAAUAAUAUUAUUGUAAUAUUAUGCAAAGUACAUUUAACAUGUUUCAGCGUUCAAGUUCUAUUAAAAGUG